Molecule: messenger RNA, 14910 nt
Organism: Closterium sp. Naga37s-1
Lineage: Eukaryota; Viridiplantae; Streptophyta; Zygnematophyceae; Desmidiales; Closteriaceae
Source: the annotation of a GenBank genome assembly
AUGUGCUCUGUUCAUCGAUUCCUCAUUUCACGUCUGCGCCCACUCUUCCUCCCCCUUCCACUCCCCAUCACUACCACCGCCCUGCAGCCGACCCCUCCCCUCUCAAGUCCUUCUCCCACUUCCUCCCGCCUCCCUCCCCUCGUCCCCCCCCCCCCCACGCCUUCCCCACUUCCCUGCCCUGCAGCCGACCUCUCCCCCCUCAAGUCCUUCACCCACUGGCCGCUCUCCAGCUCCCACCCGCUUCUCACAGCCGGCUCAACCCGACGCAACCCCUCGUCCCUCUCCCUCACCACGCUCUCCGACCUUAACGCUGCCUCCCUUGCGAUGCACCUCGCCCCCUUCGCCCUGCUCGCCCCCGCCAUGCCCUCCUCCCCCUGCCGCCCCUUCUCCUUCUCCACCUCCUUCACCUUCUGCAUCUCCUCCCCCAAUGCCGCCGGGCUGGGCGGCGAGGGCUUGGCGUUUGUGAUGCUGCCGUCUCCCACUCUUGGCUUGCCGGGGCCCUCCCUGGGGUACGGCCGCCUGCUGCUGCCCCCAGGGAGCACGACCGGUGCUGAUGACUCACAGCAGCACAAGAGCAUGGCAGUGGAAUUCGACACAUCCUCUUCUCCUGAUUUUUUCGACCGCCCCGACCACCACGUGGGGGUGAACCUGCACGGCAGCAUGCUCUCUCUUGCCUCUGCCCCCGUGCACUCCCUCGGCAUUCCCUCCCUCAACGCCGUGGCUGGGGGGGAACGACCUGGAGGCAGCAGCGCCCCCCCCCCGUCGCUGUUUGUGGGAUUCACAGCGGCCACGGGCAAGGGGGUGGAGCAGGCUCAGGCGCACGAGGUGCUGGGGUGGAGGUUUGAAACAAGGGAGGGUGAGUUGUGGGAGGUGCAUGAGUUGCUGGGGUGGAGGUUUGACGUCGGGGAGGCAGUGGAGGAUCCACUUCCGUUUUGGGCGGCAGACUCAUUCUCCUUCCCCUACAUCACACCAGCCACUCCCUUGCUGACACGUGGCAGCACCAGGAAACGCUUCUUCGCCGCCGAUCUCUCUGUCGCUGCUGAUGUGGCAUCAUCCACCGGCAAAUCAGAAGAUCCCGCUUCUUUGAGGAAGGUGAGGAAGGCGAUCCCACAUCACAUCAAGGUGAGGAAGGCGAUCUCACAUCACAUCAAGGUGAGGAAGGCGAUCUCACAUCACAUCAAGGUGAGGAAGGCGAUCUCACUUCACAUCAAGGUGAGGAAGGCGAUCUCACGUCACAUCAAGGUGAGGAAGGCGAUCUCACGUCACAUCAAGGUGAGGAAGGCGAUCUCACGUCACAUCAAGGUGAGGAAGGCGAUCUCACGUCACAUCAAGGUGAGGAAGGCGAUCUCACGUCACAUCAAGGUGAGGAAGGCGAUCUCACGUCACAUCAAGGUGAGGAAGGCGAUCUCACGUCACAUCAAGGUGAGGAAGGCGAUCUCACGUCACAUCAAGGUGAGGAAGGCGAUCUCACGUCACAUCAAGGUGAGGAAGGCGAUCUCACGUCACAUCAAGGUGAGGAAGGCGAUCUCACGUCACAUCAAGGUGAGGAAGGCGAUCUCACGUCACAUCAAGGUGAGGAAGGCGAUCUCACGUCACAUCAAGGUGAGGAAGGCGAUCUCACGUCACAUCAAGGUGAGGAAGGCGAUCUCACGUCACAUCAAGGUGAGGAAGGCGAUCUCACGUCACAUCAAGGUGAGGAAGGCGAUCUCACGUCACAUCAAGGUGAGGAAGGCGAUCUCACGUCACAUCAAGGUGAGGAAGGCGAUCUCACGUCACAUCAAGGUGAGGAAGGCGAUCUCACGUCACAUCAAGGUGAGGAAGGCGAUCUCACGUCACAUCAAGGUGAGGAAGGCGAUCUCACGUCACAUCAAGGUGAGGAAGGCGAUCUCACGUCACAUCAAGGUGAGGAAGGCGAUCUCACGUCACAUCAAGGUGAGGAAGGCGAUCUCACGUCACAUCAAGGUGAGGAAGGCGAUCUCACGUCACAUCAAGGUGAGGAAGGCGAUCUCACGUCACAUCAAGGUGAGGAAGGCGAUCUCACGUCACAUCAAGGUGAGGAAGGCGAUCUCACGUCACAUCAAGGUGAGGAAGGCGAUCUCACGUCACAUCAAGGUGAGGAGGGCGAUCUCACAUCACAUCAAGGUGAGGAGGGCGAUCUCACAUCACAUCAAGGUGAGGAAGGCGAUCUCACAUCACAUCAAGGUGAGGAAGGCGAUCUCACAUCACAUCAAGGUGAGGAAGGCGAUCUCACAUCACAACAAGGUGAGGAAGGCGAUCUCACAUCACAUCAAGGUGAGGAAGGCGAUCUCACAUCACAUCAAGGUGAGGAAGGCGAUCUCACUUCACAUCAAGGUGAGGAAGGCGAUCUCACGUCACAUCAAGGUGAGGAAGGCGAUCUCACGUCACAUCAAGGUGAGGAAGGCGAUCUCACGUCACAUCAAGGUGAGGAAGGCGAUCUCACGUCACAUCAAGGUGAGGAAGGCGAUCUCACGUCACAUCAAGGUGAGGAAGGCGAUCUCACGUCACAUCAAGGUGAGGAAGGCGAUCUCACGUCACAUCAAGGUGAGGAAGGCGAUCUCACGUCACAUCAAGGUGAGGAAGGCGAUCUCACGUCACAUCAAGGUGAGGAAGGCGAUCUCACGUCACAUCAAGGUGAGGAAGGCGAUCUCACGUCACAUCAAGGUGAGGAAGGCGAUCUCACGUCACAUCAAGGUGAGGAAGGCGAUCUCACGUCACAUCAAGGUGAGGAAGGCGAUCUCACGUCACAUCAAGGUGAGGAAGGCGAUCUCACGUCACAUCAAGGUGAGGAAGGCGAUCUCACGUCACAUCAAGGUGAGGAAGGCGAUCUCACGUCACAUCAAGGUGAGGAAGGCGAUCUCACAUCACAUCAAGGUGAGGAAGGCGAUCUCACGUCACAUCAAGGUGAGGAAGGCGAUCUCACAUCACAUCAAGGUGAGGAAGGCGAUCUCACGUCACAUCAAGGUGAGGAAGGCGAUCUCACGUCACAUCAAGGUGAGGAAGGCGAUCUCACGUCACAUCAAGGUGAGGAAGGCGAUCUCACGUCACAUCAAGGUGAGGAAGGCGAUCUCACGUCACAUCAAGGUGAGGAAGGCGAUCUCACGUCACAUCAAGGUGAGGAAGGCGAUCUCACGUCACAUCAAGGUGAGGAAGGCGAUCUCACGUCACAUCAAGGUGAGGAAGGCGAUCUCACGUCACAUCAAGGUGAGGAAGGCGAUCUCACGUCACAUCAAGGUGAGGAAGGCGAUCUCACGUCACAUCAAGGUGAGGAAGGCGAUCUCACGUCACAUCAAGGUGAGGAAGGCGAUCUCACGUCACAUCAAGGUGAGGAAGGCGAUCUCACGUCACAUCAAGGUGAGGAAGGCGAUCUCACGUCACAUCAAGGUGAGGAACGCGAUCUCACGUCACAUCAAGGUGAGGAAGGCGAUCUCACGUCACAUCAAGGUGAGGAAGGCGAUCUCACGUCACAUCAAGGUGAGGAAGGCGAUCUCACGUCACAUCAAGGUGAGGAAGGCGAUCUCACGUCACAUCAAGGUGAGGAAGGCGAUCUCACGUCACAUCAAGGUGAGGAAGGCGAUCUCACGUCACAUCAAGGUGAGGAAGGCGAUCUCACGUCACAUCAAGGUGAGGAAGGCGAUCUCACGUCACAUCAAGGUGAGGAAGGCGAUCUCACGUCACAUCAAGGUGAGGAAGGCGAUCUCACGUCACAUCAAGGUGAGGAAGGCGAUCUCACGUCACAUCAAGGUGAGGAAGGCGAUCUCACGUCACAUCAAGGUGAGGAAGGCGAUCUCACGUCACAUCAAGGUGAGGAAGGCGAUCUCACGUCACAUCAAGGUGAGGAAGGCGAUCUCACGUCACAUCAAGGUGAGGAGGGCGAUCUCACAUCACAUCAAGGUGAGGAGGGCGAUCUCACAUCACAUCAAGGUGAGGAAGGCGAUCUCACAUCACAUCAAGGUGAGGAAGGCGAUCUCACAUCACAUCAAGGCAAUCUCACAUCACAUCAAGGUGAGGAAGGCGAUCUCACAUCACAUCAAGGUGAGGAAGGCGAUCUCACAUCACAUCAAGGUGAGGAAGGCGAUCCCACAUCACAUCAAGGUGAGGAAGGCGAUCUCACAUCACAUCAAGGUGAGGAAGGCGAUCUCACAUCACAUCAAGGUGAGGAAGGCGAUCUCACUUCACAUCAAGGUGAGGAAGGCGAUCUCACGUCACAUCAAGGUGAGGAAGGCGAUCUCACGUCACAUCAAGGUGAGGAAGGCGAUCUCACGUCACAUCAAGGUGAGGAAGGCGAUCUCACGUCACAUCAAGGUGAGAAAGGCGAUCUCACGUCACAUCAAGGUGAGGAAGGCGAUCUCACGUCACAUCAAGGUGAGGAAGGCGAUCUCACGUCACAUCAAGGUGAGGAAGGCGAUCUCACGUCACAUCAAGGUGAGGAAGGCGAUCUCACGUCACAUCAAGGUGAGGAAGGCGAUCUCACGUCACAUCAAGGUGAGGAAGGCGAUCUCACGUCACAUCAAGGUGAGGAAGGCGAUCUCACGUCACAUCAAGGUGAGGAAGGCGAUCUCACGUCACAUCAAGGUGAGGAAGGCGAUCUCACGUCACAUCAAGGUGAGGAAGGCGAUCUCACGUCACAUCAAGGUGAGGAAGGCGAUCUCACGUCACAUCAAGGUGAGGAAGGCGAUCUCACGUCACAUCAAGGUGAGGAAGGCGAUCUCACGUCACAUCAAGGUGAGGAAGGCGAUCUCACGUCACAUCAAGGGCGAUCUCACAUCACAUCAAGGUGAGGAAGGCGAUCUCACAUCACAACAAGGUGAGGAAGGCGAUCUCACAUCCAUCAAGGUGAGGAAGGCGAUCUCACAUCACAUCAAGGUGAGGAAGGCGAUCUCACGUCACAUCAAGGUGAGGAAGGCGAUCUCACGUCACAUCAAGGUGAGGAACGCGAUCUCACGUCACAUCAAGGUGAGGAAGGCGAUCUCACGUCACAUCAAGGUGAGGAAGGCGAUCUCACGUCACAUCAAGGUGAGGAAGGCGAUCUCACGUCACAUCAAGGUGAGGAAGGCGAUCUCACGUCACAUCAAGGUGAGGAAGGCGAUCUCACGUCACAUCAAGGUGAGGAAGGCGAUCUCACGUCACAUCAAGGUGAGGAAGGCGAUCUCACGUCACAUCAAGGUGAGGAAGGCGAUCUCACGUCACAUCAAGGUGAGGAAGGCGAUCUCACGUCACAUCAAGGUGAGGAAGGCGAUCUCACGUCACAUCAAGGUGAGGAAGGCGAUCUCACGUCACAUCAAGGUGAGGAAGGCGAUCUCACGUCACAUCAAGGUGAGGAAGGCGAUCUCACGUCACAUCAAGGUGACGAAGGCGAUCUCACGUCACAUCAAGGUGAGGAAGGCGAUCUCACGUCACAUCAAGGUGAGGAAGGCGAUCUCACGUCACAUCAAGGUGAGGAAGGCGAUCUCACGUCACAUCAAGGUGAGGAAGGCGAUCUCACGUCACAUCAAGGUGAGGAAGGCGAUCUCACGUCACAUCAAGGUGAGGAAGGCGAUCUCACGUCACAUCAAGGUGAGGAAGGCGAUCUCACGUCACAUCAAGGUGAGGAAGGCGAUCUCACGUCACAUCAAGGUGAGGAAGGCGAUCUCACGUCACAUCAAGGUGAGGAAGGCGAUCUCACGUCACAUCAAGGUGAGGAGGGCGAUCUCACAUCACAUCAAGGUGAGGAGGGCGAUCUCACAUCACAUCAAGGUGAGGAAGGCGAUCUCACAUCACAUCAAGGUGAGGAAGGCGAUCUCACAUCACAUCAAGGCAAUCUCACAUCACAUCAAGGUGAGGAAGGCGAUCUCACAUCACAUCAAGGUGAGGAAGGCGAUCUCACAUCACAUCAAGGUGAGGAAGGCGAUCCCACAUCACAUCAAGGUGAGGAAGGCGAUCUCACAUCACAUGAAGGUGAGGAAGGCGAUCUCACAUCCCAUCAAGGUGAGGAAGGCGAUCUCACUUCACAUCAAGGUGAGGAAGGCGAUCUCACGUCACAUCAAGGUGAGGAAGGCGAUCUCACGUCACAUCAAGGUGAGGAAGGCGAUCUCACGUCACAUCAAGGUGAAGAAGGCGAUCUCACGUCACAUCAAGGUGAGAAAGGCGAUCUCACGUCACAUCAAGGUGAGGAAGGCGAUCUCACGUCACAUCAAGGUGAGGAAGGCGAUCUCACGUCACAUCAAGGUGAGGAAGGCGAUCUCACGUCACAUCAAGGUGAGGAAGGCGAUCUCACGUCACAUCAAGGUGAGGAAGGCGAUCUCACGUCACAUCAAGGUGAGGAAGGCGAUCUCACGUCACAUCAAGGUGAGGAAGGCGAUCUCACGUCACAUCAAGGUGAGGAAGGCGAUCUCACGUCACAUCAAGGUGAGGAAGGCGAUCUCACGUCACAUCAAGGUGAGGAAGGCGAUCUCACGUCACAUCAAGGUGAGGAAGGCGAUCUCACGUCACAUCAGGUAUCUCACGUCACAUCAAGGUGAGGAAGGCGAUCUCACGUCACAUCAAGGUGAGGAAGGCGAUCUCACGUCACAUCAAGGUGAGGAAGGCGAUCUCACGUCACAUCAAGGUGAGGAAGGCGAUCUCACGUCACAUCAAGGUGAGGAAGGCGAUCUCACGUCACAUCAAGGUGAGGAGGGCGAUCUCACAUCACAUCAAGGUGAGGAGGGCGAUCUCACAUCACAUCAAGGUGAGGAAGGCGAUCUCACAUCACAACAAGGUGAGGAAGGCGAUCUCACAUCCAUCAAGGUGAGGAAGGCGAUCUCACAUCACAUCAAGGUGAGGAAGGCGAUCUCACAUCACAUCAAGGUGAGGAAGGCGAUCUCACAUCACAUCAAGGUGAGGAAGGCGAUCCCACAUCACAUCAAGGUGAGGAAGGCGAUCCCACAUCACAUCAAGGUGAGGAAGGCGAUCUCACAUCACAUCAAGGUGAGGAAGGCGAUCUCACUUCACAUCAAGGUGAGGAAGGCGAUCUCACUUCACAUCAAGGUGAGGAAGGCGAUCUCACGUCACAUCAAGGUGAGGAAGGCGAUCUCACGUCACAUCAAGGUGAGGAAGGCGAUCUCACGUCACAUCAAGGUGAGGAAGGCGAUCUCACGUCACAUCAAGGUGAGGAAGGCGAUCUCACGUCACAUCAAGGUGAGGAAGGCGAUCUCACGUCACAUCAAGGUGAGGAAGGCGAUCUCACGUCACAUCAAGGUGAGGAAGGCGAUCUCACGUCACAUCAAGGUGAGGAAGGCGAUCUCACGUCACAUCAAGGUGAGGAAGGCGAUCUCACGUCACAUCAAGGUGAGGAAGGCGAUCUCACGUCACAUCAAGGUGAGGAAGGCGAUCUCACGUCACAUCAAGGUGAGGAAGGCGAUCUCACGUCACAUCAAGGUGAGGAAGGCGAUCUCACGUCACAUCAAGGUGAGGAAGGCGAUCUCACGUCACAUCAAGGUGAGGAAGGCGAUCUCACGUCACAUCAAGGUGAGGAAGGCGACCUCACGUCACAUCAAGGUGAGGAAGGCGAUCUCACGUCACAUCAAGGGCGAUCUCACAUCACAUCAAGGUGAGGAAGGCGAUCUCACGUCACAUCAAGGUGAGGAAGGCGAUCUCACGUCACAUCAAGGUGAGGAAGGCGAUCUCACAUCACAACAAGGUGAGGAAGGCGAUCUCACAUCCAUCAAGGUGAGGAAGGCGAUCUCACAUCACAUCAAGGUGAGGAAGGCGAUCUCACAUCACAUCAAGGUGAGGAAGGCGAUCUCACAUCACAUCAAGGUGAGGAAGGCGAUCUCACCUCACAUCAAGGUGAGGAAGGCGAUCUCACGUCACAUCAAGGUGAGGAAGGCGAUCUCACGUCACAUCAAGGUGAGGAAGGCGAUCUCACGUCACAUCAAGGUGAGGAAGGCGAUCUCACGUCACAUCAAGGUGAGGAAGGCGAUCUCACGUCACAUCAAGGUGAGGAAGGCGAUCUCACGUCACAUCAAGGUGAGGAAGGCGAUCUCAAGUCACAUCAAGGUGAGGAAGGCGAUCUCACGUCACAUCAAGGUGAGGAAGGCGAUCUCACGUCACAUCAAGGUGAGGAAGGCGAUCUCACGUCACAUCAAGGUGAGGAAGGCGAUCUCACGUCACAUCAAGGUGAGGAAGGCGAUCUCACGUCACAUCAAGGUGAGGAGGGCGAUCUCACAUCACAUCAAGGUGAGGAGGGCGAUCUCACAUCACAUCAAGGUUAGGAAGGCGAUCUCACGUCACAUCAAGGUGAGGAAGGCGAUCUCACGUCACAUCAAGGUGAGGAAGGCGAUCUCACAUCACAUCAAGGUGAGGAGGGCGAUCUCACAUCACAUCAAGGUGAGGAGGGCGAUCUCACAUCACAUCAAGGUUAGGAAGGCGAUCUCACAUCACAUCAAGGUGAGGAAGGCGAUCUCACAUCACAUCAAGGUGAGGAAGACGAUCUCACCUCACAUCAAGGUGAGGAAGGCGAUCUCACGUCACAUCAAGGUGAGGAAGGCGAUCUCACGUCACAGCAAGGUGAGGAAGGCGAUCUCACGUCACAUCAAGGUGAGGAAGGCGAUCUCACGUCACAUCAAGGUGAGGAAGGCGAUCUCACGUCACAUCAAGGUGAGGAAGGCGAUCUCACGUCACAUCAAGGUGAGGAAGGCGAUCUCACGUCACAUCAAGGUGAGGAAGGCGAUCUCACGUCACAUCAAGGUGAGGAAGGCGAUCUCACGUCACAUCAAGGUGAGGAAGGCGAUCUCACGUCACAUCAAGGUGAGGAAGGCGAUCUCACAUCACAUCAAGGUGAGGAGGGCGAUCUCACAUCACAUCAAGGUGAGGAGGGCGAUCUCACAUCACAUCAAGGUGAGGAAGGCGAUCUCACAUCACAUCAAGGUGAGGAAGGCGAUCUCACGUCACAUCAAGGCGAUCUCACAUCACAUCAAGGUGAGGAAGGCGAUCUCACAUCACAUCAAGGUGAGGAAGGCGAUCUCACAUCACAUCAAGGUGAGGAAGGCGAUCUCACCUCACAUCAAGGUGAGGAAGGCGAUCUCACCUCACAUCAAGGUGAGGAAGGCGAUCUCACGUCACAUCAAGGUGAGGAAGGCGAUCUCACGUCACAUCAAGGUGAGGAGGGCGAUCUCACGUCACAUCAAGGUGAGGAGGGCGAUCUCACAUCACAUCAAGGUGAGGAGGGCGAUCUCACAUCACAUCAAGGUUAGGAAGGCGAUCUCACGUCACAUCAAGGUGAGGAAGGCGAUCUCACGUCACAUCAAGGUGAGGAAGGCGAUCUCACAUCACAUCAAGGUGAGGAGGGCGAUCUCACAUCACAUCAAGGUGAGGAAGGCGAUCUCACAUCACAUCAAGGUUAGGAAGGCGAUCUCACAUCACAUCAAGGUGAGGAAGGCGAUCUCACAUCACAUCAAGGUGAGGAAGACGAUCUCACCUCACAUCAAGGUGAGGAAGGUGAUCUCACGUCACAUCAAGGUGAGGAAGGCGAUCUCACGUCACAGCAAGGUGAGGAAGGCGAUCUCACGUCACAUCAAGGUGAGGAAGGCGAUCUCACGUCACAUCAAGGUGAGGAAGGCGAUCUCACGUCACAUCAAGGUGAGGAAGGCGAUCUCACGUCACAUCAAGGUGAGGAAGGCGAUCUCACGUCACAUCAAGGUGAGGAAGGCGAUCUCACGUCACAUCAAGGUGAGGAAGGCGAUCUCACGUCACAUCAAGGUGAGGAAGGCGAUCUCACGUCACAUCAAGGUGAGGAAGGCGAUCUCACGUCACAUCAAGGUGAGGAAGGCGAUCUCACGUCACAUCAAGGUGAGGAAGGCGAUCUCACGUCACAUCAAGGUGAGGAAGGCGAUCUCACGUCACAUCAAGGUGAGGAAGGCGAUCUCACGUCACAUCAAGGUGAGGAAGGCGAUCUCACGUCACAUCAAGGUGAGGAAGGCGAUCUCACGUCACAUCAAGGUGAGGAAGGCGAUCUCACGUCACAUCAAGGUGAGGAAGGCGAUCUCACGUCACAUCAAGGUGAGGAAGGCGAUCUCACGUCACAUCAAGGUGAGGAAGGCGAUCUCACGUCACAUCAAGGUGAGGAAGGCGAUCUCACGUCACAUCAAGGUGAGGAAGGCGAUCUCACGUCACAUCAAGGUGAGGAAGGCGAUCUCACGUCACAUCAAGGUGAGGAAGGGGAUCUCACGUCACAUCAAGGUGAGGAGGGCGAUCUCACAUCACAUCAAGGUGAGGAGGGCGAUCUCACAUCACAUCAAGGUGAGGAAGGCGAUCUCACAUCACAUCAAGGUGAGGAAGGCGAUCUCACAUCACAUCAAGGUGAGGAAGGCGAUCUCACAUCACAUCAAGGUGAGGAAGGCGAUCUCACCUCACAUCAAGGUGAGGAAGGCGAUCUCACCUCACAUCAAGGUGAGGAAGGCGAUCUCACGUCACAUCAAGGUGAGGAAGGCGAUCUCACGUCACAUCAAGGUGAGGAGGGCGAUCUCACGUCACAUCAAGGUGAGGAGGGCGAUCUCACAUCACAUCAAGGUGAGGAGGGCGAUCUCACAUCACAUCAAGGUUAGGAAGGCGAUCUCACGUCACAUCAAGGUGAGGAAGGCGAUCUCACGUCACAUCAAGGUGAGGAAGGCGAUCUCACAUCACAUCAAGGUGAGGAGGGCGAUCUCACAUCACAUCAAGGUGAGGAAGGCGAUCUCACAUCACAUCAAGGUUAGGAAGGCGAUCUCACAUCACAUCAAGGUGAGGAAGGCGAUCUCACAUCACAUCAAGGUGAGGAAGACGAUCUCACCUCACAUCAAGGUGAGGAAGGUGAUCUCACGUCACAUCAAGGUGAGGAAGGCGAUCUCACGUCACAGCAAGGUGAGGAAGGCGAUCUCACGUCACAUCAAGGUGAGGAAGGCGAUCUCACGUCACAUCAAGGUGAGGAAGGCGAUCUCACGUCACAUCAAGGUGAGGAAGGCGAUCUCACGUCACAUCAAGGUGAGGAAGGCGAUCUCACGUCACAUCAAGGUGAGGAAGGCGAUCUCACGUCACAUCAAGGUGAGGAAGGCGAUCUCACGUCACAUCAAGGUGAGGAAGGCGAUCUCACGUCACAUCAAGGUGAGGAAGGCGAUCUCACGUCACAUCAAGGUGAGGAAGGCGAUCUCACGUCACAUCAAGGUGAGGAAGGCGAUCUCACGUCACAUCAAGGUGAGGAAGGCGAUCUCACGUCACAUCAAGGUGAGGAAGGCGAUCUCACGUCACAUCAAGGUGAGGAAGGCGAUCUCACGUCACAUCAAGGUGAGGAAGGCGAUCUCACGUCACAUCAAGGUGAGGAAGGCGAUCUCACGUCACAUCAAGGUGAGGAAGGCGAUCUCACGUCACAUCAAGGUGAGGAAGGCGAUCUCACGUCACAUCAAGGUGAGGAAGGCGAUCUCACGUCACAUCAAGGUGAGGAAGGCGAUCUCACGUCACAUCAAGGUGAGGAAGGCGAUCUCACGUCACAUCAAGGUGAGGAAGGCGAUCUCACGUCACAUCAAGGUGAGGAAGGGGAUCUCACGUCACAUCAAGGUGAGGAGGGCGAUCUCACAUCACAUCAAGGUGAGGAGGGCGAUCUCACAUCACAUCAAGGUGAGGAAGGCGAUCUCACAUCACAUCAAGGUGAGGAAGGCGAUCUCACAUCACAUCAAGGUGAGGAAGGCGAUCUCACAUCACAACAAGGCGAUCUCACAUCACAUCAAGGUGAGGAAGGCGAUCUCACAUCACAUCAAGGUGAGGAAGGCGAUCUCACAUCACAUCAAGGUGAGGAAGGCGAUCUCACGUCACAUCAAGGUGAGGAAGGCGAUCUCACGUCACAUCAAGGUGAGGAAGGCGAUCUCACGUCACAUCAAGGUGAGGAAGGCGAUCUCACGUCACAUCAAGGUGAGGAAGGCGAUCUCACGUCACAUCAAGGUGAGGAAGGCGAUCUCACGUCACAUCAAGGUGAGGAAGGCGAUCUCACGUCACAUCAAGGUGAGGAAGGCGAUCUCACAUCACAUCAAGGUGAGGAAGGCGAUCCCACAUCACAUCAAGGUGAGGAAGGCGAUCUCACAUCACAUCAAGGUGAGGAAGGCGAUCUCACAUCACAUCAAGGUGAGGAAGGCGAUCUCACGUCACAUCAAGGUGAGGAAGGCGAUCUCACGUCACAUCAAGGUGAGGAAGGCGAUCUCACCUCACAUCAAGGUGAGGAAGGCGAUCUCACGUCACAUCAAGGUGAGGAAGGCGAUCCCACAUCACAUCAAGGUGAGGAAGGCGAUCUCACAUCACAUCAAGGUGAGGAAGGCGAUCUCACGUCACAUCAAGGUGAGGAAGGCGAUCUCACGUCACAUCAAGGUGAGGAAGGCGAUCUCACGUCACAUCAAGGUGAGGAAGGCGAUCUCACCUCACAUCAAGGUGAGGAAGGCGAUCUCACGUCACAUCAAGGUGAGGAAGGCGAUCUCACGUCACAUCAAGGUGAGGAAGGCGAUCUCACCUCACAUCAAGGUGAGGAAGGCGAUCUCACGUCACAUCAAGGUGAGGAAGGCGAUCUCACGUCACAUCAAGGUGAGGAAGGCGAUCUCACGUCACAUCAAGGUGAGGAAGGCGAUCUCACGUCACAUCAAGGUGAGGAAGGCGAUCUCACGUCACAUCAAGGUGAGGAAGGCGAUCUCACAUCACAUCAAGGUGAGGAAGGCGAUCCCACAUCACAUCAAGGUGAGGAAGGCGAUCUCACAUCACAUCAAGGUGAGGAAGGCGAUCUCACAUCACAUCAAGGUGAGGAAGGCGAUCUCACGUCACAUCAAGGUGAGGAAGGCGAUCUCACGUCACAUCAAGGUGAGGAAGGCGAUCUCACCUCACAUCAAGGUGAGGAAGGCGAUCUCACGUCACAUCAAGGUGAGGAAGGCGAUCCCACAUCACAUCAAGGUGAGGAAGGCGAUCUCACAUCACAUCAAGGUGAGGAAGGCGAUCUCACGUCACAUCAAGGUGAGGAAGGCGAUCUCACGUCACAUCAAGGUGAGGAAGGCGAUCUCACGUCACAUCAAGGUGAGGAAGGCGAUCUCACCUCACAUCAAGGUGAGGAAGGCGAUCUCACGUCACAUCAAGGUGAGGAAGGCGAUCUCACGUCACAUCAAGGUGAGGAAGGCGAUCUCACGUCACAGCAAGGUGAGGAAGGCGAUCUCACGUCACAUCAAGGUGAGGAAGGCGAUCUCACGUCACAUCAAGGUGAGGAAGGCGAUCUCACGUCACAUCAAGGUGAGGAAGGCGAUCUCACGUCACAUCAAGGUGAGGAAGGCGAUCUCACGUCACAUCAAGGUGAGGAAGGCGAUCUCACGUCACAUCAAGGUGAGGAAGGCGAUCUCACAUCACAUCAAGGUGAGGAAGGCGAUCCCACAUCACAUCAAGGUGAGGAAGGCGAUCUCACAUCACAUCAAGGUGAGGAAGGCGAUCUCACAUCACAUCAAGGUGAGGAAGGCGAUCUCACGUCACAUCAAGGUGAGGAAGGCGAUCUCACGUCACAUCAAGGUGAGGAAGGCGAUCUCACCUCACAUCAAGGUGAGGAAGGCGAUCUCACGUCACAUCAAGGUGAGGAAGGCGAUCCCACAUCACAUCAAGGUGAGGAAGGCGAUCUCACAUCACAUCAAGGUGAGGAAGGCGAUCUCACGUCACAUCAAGGUGAGGAAGGCGAUCUCACGUCACAUCAAGGUGAGGAAGGCGAUCUCACGUCACAUCAAGGUGAGGAAGGCGAUCUCACCUCACAUCAAGGUGAGGAAGGCGAUCUCACGUCACAUCAAGGUGAGGAAGGCGAUCUCACGUCACAUCAAGGUGAGGAAGGCGAUCUCACCUCACAUCAAGGUGAGGAAGGCGAUCUCACGUCACAUCAAGGUGAGGAAGGCGAUCUCACGUCACAUCAAGGUGAGGAAGGCGAUCUCACGUCACAUCAAGGUGAGGAAGGCGAUCUCACGUCACAUCAAGGUGAGGAAGGCGAUCUCACGUCACAUCAAGGUGAGGAAGGCGAUCUCACGUCACAUCAAGGUGAGGAAGGCGAUCUCACGUCACAUCAAGGUGAGGAAGGCGAUCUCACGUCACAUCAAGGUGAGGAAGGGGAUCUCACGUCACAUCAAGGUGAGGAGGGCGAUCUCACAUCACAUCAAGGUGAGGAGGGCGAUCUCACAUCACAUCAAGGUGAGGAAGGCGAUCUCACAUCACAUCAAGGUGAGGAAGGCGAUCUCACAUCACAUCAAGGUGAGGAAGGCGAUCUCACAUCACAACAAGGCGAUCUCACAUCACAUCAAGGUGAGGAAGGCGAUCUCACAUCACAUCAAGGUGAGGAAGGCGAUCUCACCUCACAUCAAGGUGAGGAAGGCGAUCUCACCUCACAUCAAGGUGAGGAAGGCGAUCUCACGUCACAUCAAGGUGAGGAAGGCGAUCUCACGUCACAUCAAGGUGAGGAAGGCGAUCUCACGUCACAUCAAGGUGAGGAAGGCGAUCUCACGUCACAUCAAGGUGAGGAAGGCGAUCUCACGUCACAUCAAGGUGAGGAAGGCGAUCUCACGUCACAUCAAGGUGAGGAAGGCGAUCUCACGUCACAUCAAGGUGAGGAAGGCGAUCUCACGUCACAUCAAGGUGAGGAAGGCGAUCUCACGUCACAUCAAGGUGAGGAAGGCGAUCUCACGUCACAUCAAGGUGAGGAAGGCGAUCUCACGUCACAUCAAGGUGAGGAGGGCGAUCUCACAUCACAUCAAGGUGAGGAGGGCGAUCUCACAUCACAUCAAGGUGAGGAAGGCGAUCUCACAUCACAUCAAGGUGAGGAAGGCGAUCUCACAUCACAUCAAGGUGAGGAAGGCGAUCUCACAUCACAACAAGGUGAGGAAGGCGAUCUCACAUCCAUCAAGGUGA